Molecule: messenger RNA, 4898 nt
Organism: Apis cerana (Asiatic honeybee)
Lineage: Eukaryota; Metazoa; Arthropoda; Insecta; Hymenoptera; Apidae
Product: phospholipase DDHD1
Cellular component (GO): cytoplasm
Molecular function (GO): glycerophospholipase activity; metal ion binding
Source: RefSeq, a predicted model, not a curated record
GAAAUCAGUAUUUAGAUAACGUUCAACUACUGCAGAAGACGAUUGCUAGUUCGUCAACUAACUUUUAACGUUGCAUUCAGUUGUGAAUGAGAUUUUUUUUUAACUAAUAGUAAUAUUAUUUAAAUUAUUUUUUUGUAAACAAUAAUAAAAAAUAUUUUACACUGAUCAAAUAAAUAGAUAGAUAUAUUACGAAGAAUUUACAUGAAAUAAAAUAUUGCAAAUUAUUAUAAUCACAUGAUUUAAAAAAUAUUCUGUGAUAAUUGCAUAAGUGACAGGAUGUCUGACGGCAAAAUUGAAGUUGAUCCCUUCAGUGAAACAACACUGGAAUUCCAAAGUUGUGAAGGAGUUAUAGAAACAAUCAUACAAUCAAAUACAAAGGAAGAAUCACAGAAUAUAACAAAUGAAUUAACAUAUGCAGAACCUUUAACAGCAGAACAAAUACGAUGGUUUUAUAGAGAUGGUGUAGAUAAGAGAUGGGUAGAAUUCUGUGGAUAUGAUAGCUUAAGAAUUGAAAAUGCUUGGCAAAGUUAUCAACAUUUGUUUAAUAAAGAUAGUGAUGUAACUAAUAAUGCACUUCCUAUUGAAAAAAUUGUAGUUAGAGGAGGAAUGUAUGAUGUGGAACUAGAUAAGAUGAAAUGUGUUUCUAUAUAUUGUCCAGGUGAAGAAUGGGAAAUUAUGAGAGGAACUUGGUAUUAUGAUGGUAGUUGGCUUCCUUUAGAAACAGAACAAUCUAAAAUUAUAGAAGAAGUUCAUCUUAAUCUUUUUCAAAAACAACUUUCUGAUCAAGCUACUUCAACAUAUGAUACACCUCACUCUUAUAAAAUAUUACAUACUGAAAAUUUUCCUGAAUUUCAUGUUGAUUGGCAUAGUAUAAAUGAUGUGGUAUUAUAUAGUGAAUAUAGACAUAGUAAAUUAAUGCGUAGUGUAACAUCAAAACUGGGUUUUGCAAAAACAACAGGAUAUCAAUUAAAAAGAGGAUAUAAAAUUCUUGCUGUAAAGGAAGAUAAACCUCAUGACAUUGAUCAUAUAAUAUUUGUAGUUCAUGGAAUUGGUCAAAAAAGAGAUACUGGAAAAAUCAUUCGUAAUACAACAUUAUUUAGAGAUUGUGUAGAUUGGUUGAAACAAAAAUAUUUUCCCAAUUCAAAUUAUAGAGUAGAAUUUUUUCCUGUUGAAUGGCGAUCUUCAUUAAAACUUGAUGGUGGUAUAGUAGAAGCUAUCACACCUUUUAGUGUAGUAAGCAUACGACAUUUAUUAAAUACAUCAGCAAUGGAUAUUCUUUAUUAUACAAGUCCUCUUUAUGGAGGGGAAGUAAGAGCUGGAUUACAAAAAGAAUUAAAUAGAUUAUAUUUAAUGUUUGCUAGUCGCCAUCCAGGUUGGAAAGGAAAAGUUUCAAUUCUAGCACAUUCAUUAGGAUGUGUAAUUGUUUAUGAUAUUGUCACAGGCUGGAUGGGUCCAGAUACAAGACCUCCAUCUCCAGAAACACAAGAAGUUUUAAAACAACGAUUACAAUUUCCAAUAGAAAAUUUAUUUUGUUUGGGUUCUCCAUUAUCAGUAUUUCUUGCAUUACGUACACCUUCUCUAUCCAACAAAACUGAUGUAAUGCCUCAAGAUUUAUGCAAAAGAUUUUAUAAUAUAUUUCACUGGUCUGAUCCUGUAGCUUAUAGAAUGGAACCACUUCUCGAAAGAGAAUACAGCAAAAUUGAACCUGUUCUUAUUCCUUCAUAUGGAGGAGUUGAUGGUCAACAAACAGAACAGUCACCUCCAACAAUAAAUAAUGCUGAUCAAAAUUUUUCUCCUACAGAUAAUGAUGAAAGAGAAGAUAAUUCAGUAGAUAUAUCUAAUCGCACACCAGAUAAAGGUUGGAGUCUCUGGGGCUUAGUUCGAGCAGGCUGGAAUGUUAAAGAAGGUGUUUCUACACCUAUUCAACCAGGACAAGAAUUAACACAACGAUUGGAUUAUGUACUUCGAGCAAGUUUAGGAAGAAAUUAUUUUUACACAUUAGCAGCACAUACAACAUAUUGGAGCAAUUAUGAUGUAGCUUAUUUUGUGUUAACAAGACUUUUUCCAGCACUAGAAACAUGAUGUUGGUUAGUACAUUUAGAAUCAAAUCAAUUAGAUACUACUAAAAUUUACUAGUCCAUAGUAGGCCGAUAACUUAACUUAAUAUUGGAAGUAGGCCUACCACGAAAACAAUCUGUGAUAAUAAGAAAAACGAUACAAUAAUGUUAUAGAUUCUACAUAAUCAUUUUAUACCGCUCGUAUAAUUUAAGAUUAAUAUAGUCGAGUUUCACAAAAACUCAAAUGUAAUUUUACAUAUUUUAUAAGAUAACUCAUUUAUAUACAGUAUAAUAUAAUUAAUUAAAUUAUUAAAUAAAAAAUUUUAUCUUAUUUCUUUUUAAAUUUAUCAAAUUUUCUGUGUAUUUUUUUUAUUAAAAAAAUAAAUUGAAUUAAAUUAAAAAGAUAAAUAAUGUAUAUUAGAUACAUUGUAAAUAUUAUAAUUAAUUAUAAUUAAUGUGACAUAUUUAUUGAAAUUAUUAUAAAUAUUGAACAUUAUAUUAUUAAAAAUCUGUAUUAUAUGAGAUAUCUUAUAUUAUUGAAAAAUUAUUAUUUUUAUUUAUUUUCCAAUAAAAAAGAAAGAAAAUAAUAUUAUAACAUAAAAUUACAUUAACUUAAAAAAAUUCAUUAUUAUUAAAAUAGCUUAAAAUAAUAAUUUAUAAUGUAAAGUUUAUAAAUUCAUUAUAUUAUACAUUAAUAUAAUUUUCUUUUCUUGUUUUUAAAAAUUAAUAUUAAUACCAAAUUAUAGUUUUAUGUUAUAUUUUGUACAUUUUAUAAUAUAUAUAUUUUUUUGUUAAUAGUGAAUUAUUUUUCAAAUAUUUUGUAACAUAUUCAAAUAACUACUGAGUUAUGGUAAUAUGAUUUAUCUACAUUGAACAAUGUUGAACGUUUGUUAUGUAUAUAUUACAUAUAAAUACAAUAUGCUUUUUUUAAUUGGAAAUGUUUGAAACUAUGAAAAAAUACAAAAAAUAUGAAAAAAAUGUUUCUGAUAAAAGUUGUUGGUAAGAAAAUAUAUUCUAUUUUCUUACAUGUAUUUAUAUUAUAUAGUAUAAAUAAUUUAAAUGUGUAAAAAUUGUAUAAAAAUUAAUUUUAAUUUUUUAAAUAAAACUAUAUAAUUUGGAUUAUAUCAAUUGAUAUAUCUUAUUAUUUUCAAUAAAAAAAUAUUAAAUUAAAAAAUCAAAAAAUCUUAAUUUAAGAGAUAUUUUGAUUUGAAAUUUGUAAAAAAAUCAUAAAUAAUAAAGUAUCCUUAUAUUUCACAUGAUAAAAUUUAUGAACUUCAAGUUCAAUAUCUUUUAAAUUAGUAAUUUUUCAAUAAAUGAAUUAAUAUUUUUUCAUAGAAAAAUAAUCGAUUGGUAUAUUAAAAAAUAUAUAAUUUUUAUAUAUAUAAUAUUAAAAAAUAUAUAAUUUAAAAAAUUAAGUUUGUAAUUUUUACAUCAAUAUAGAAAAAUUAAUAUUGCAUAAUUAUAAUGCAUUUUUUUAUACAAUUUUUAUCUGAAAUAUUUUUCAUAUUAUUCGUAUUUUGCUAGAUAUUUGAGCAUUUCUGGUUAAACAGAACAUAUAUUGAAAUAAUGUGAAAUAAUAUCAUAUUUAAUAUAAAUGUAUUAAAUGUUUCUUUUUUCUUCAAUAUUAAUUUUUUAUUUUAUUAUAAAAAGUGAAACUCGUCAUAUAUGCUGAAAGUUUAUUUUAAAUAAAAUAAAAAAUUAAUAAUUAAAAUAUUAAUUGUAUCAACUAAAAUCAUUAUGUAAAACAAACAAAAUGGUAUUAAUUGUAUCUUUGUUAUUUUAUUAAUAGAAACAAAUAAUAAUUAUCUUUUCAUAUUAUAUAAUCAAAUUUAUCAUUAAAAUAAAGAAAAUAUUUUUUCAUCAAUAUUUAAUAUAUUAUAAAUACUAUUUUAAUGAUAAUUAUGUUGUGCUUUUUUUUUCUUUAAUUUUAUUGAAUAUACAUUUAUAUUAUACAUUUAUAUUUUUCUAAUAUUUUAAUUGUCAUUUUACAUUUUAUUUUAUAUCAUUUUGUUUGUUUCAUAAAUAAAAAAAACAUAUAUUUUAUAUAUUAUAUAUAAUCUUAUGUAUAAUCUUCAUAUAUAAAAUUACAUUUGAAAUGUAAUAUAUUAUUAUACUUUUUUUUUUAUUAAUGUUAAAAACUUGAAGUAUAUAUCUAUUAUAGUUAAGUUUUAAAAUUUAUUUUAUCAAUGUAUUUAAAUUUUGUUAGUAUAUUUUAUUCAUAUUAUAUAUAAAAAAUAUUUACAUAUAUUAUUAUAUAUGUAAAUGUGUUCACUCUAUAAUAUUAUAAAUUUAUCAGUUUUUAGAAAUUUUAAUAAUGGUGCACUUUUGAAUGUUAUGUAAUGAUAAAUUUUUAAGAAGCUUUAUCUACAACACAUAAUUUGGUAGUAUGACAAUAAUAUUCACUAAUUCAGAGAUAAAUAUCAUAACAAGUUUUAAGAAAUGAAGCACAUAAUAGAUACAUAGAAAAAGAUCUCUGAAUUAAUAGUGCAAUUAUUAAAUGCGAUAUCUAAAUUAAAACUAAAAUAUCAAUAAUAAAGCAUGUACAUUCUUUUAGUAAAAUAUCUUUUAGUAAAAAAUCUUAAAUUUAAUAUUUCAAUACAAUAUUUAAUAUCAAACACACACGUACACACAUAAUGCCAAAGUUAUUAGAAUAUGUAAUUAAGAUUUAUUCAAUUUUAGAUAUUUAUCCAUUAAAUAUAUAUAUAAAUAUAUAAUGAUACAUUUAUAUAUUAAAUUUUUUUUUUAGAAUAAAAAAGAUACUUUAUUUAUUCUUUUAAUUUAAAAUCUAAUCACAUAUGUAAUCAUUUUAUUAGUUAUAACAAUAUAUAUUAUUUUAACUAU